AAAGAAGAAGAAAUAUUUUCACCCCCUUUCUUUAGCUUUAACUGAUCUUUAGAGAGUGGCCAUGGAUUCAAACCCAGCAUUACAAGAAUGUCCCCAAAGCUACCUUCACAUCUAUUCCCUUUCCUCAUCAUACUAACACUUGCAUCUCUCUAUUAUUUCUCUUCAUUCAUCUCUCUCAAUACACUUUCUUCUUCUUCUUCAACCUCACCAUCACUCACAAUCUCCACCUGCAACCUCUUCAAAGGUACCUGGGUCUUCGAUCCCAAUCACACCCCACUCUACGACGACACAUGUCCUUUCCAUCGAAACGCAUGGAAUUGCAUCAGAAAUCAACGGCAAAAUUUGAGCUUGAUCAAUUCAUGGAAAUGGGUCCCACGUGGCUGCGAUAUGAAUCGGAUCGACCCGUUUCGGUUUUUGGGUUCGAUGAGAAAUAAGAAUGUUGGUAUUGUUGGAGAUUCGCUCAAUGAGAAUUUAUUGGUUUCUUUCUUGUGUACUCUCAGGGUUGCUGAUGGGGGUGCACGGAAGUGGAAAAAGAAAGGUGCUUGGAGGGGUGCUUAUUUUCCUAAAUUUAAUGUCACUGUUGCUUAUCAUCGUGCAGUUUUGCUCUCCAAAUACAAGUGGCAGCCAAAGCAAUCUGAAUCUGGGAUGCAAGAUGGAUCAGAAGGUAUUCAUCGAGUUGACGUGGAUGUUCCUGCAGAUGAAUGGGCUAAAAUUGCAGGUUUCUAUGAUGUCCUGCUGUUUAAUACUGGUCACUGGUGGAAUCAUGACAAAUUCCCAAAGGAGAAACCUCUUGUCUUCUAUAAAGCAGGACAACCAAUAGUUCCUCCACUCGAGAUGUUAGAUGGACUUAAAGUUGUUCUUGGUAACAUGAUCACAUAUAUAGAAAAAGAAUUUCCUAGAAACACACUUAAGUUCUGGCGUUUACAAUCCCCAAGGCACUUUUAUGGCGGAGAUUGGAAUCAAAACGGUAGCUGCUUGUUCAACAAGCCACUUGAGGAGAACGAGCUUGAUUUGUGGUUUGAGCCCAGGAACAACGGAGUUAACAAGGAAGCAAGACAGAUGAAUUUUGUGAUUGAAAAGGUAUUACAGGGCACAAACAUCCAUGUGGUUGACUUUACGCAUUUAAGCGAGUUUAGAGCUGAUGCUCAUCCAGCCAUAUGGCUAGGAAGGAAAGACGCAGUUGCAAUUUGGGGUCAGGAUUGCAUGCAUUGGUGUCUGCCGGGUGUCCCUGACACAUGGGUUGAUAUUUUAUCACAACUAAUCAUUGAUGGUUUUGGUAGAACUAGUAAGUUGUAGAAAAUGGAGACUAUCAAGUUAAAUGAUGCAUAUCUUACCAUACACUGAAAUUUUUAACUGGAGAUGUUGAGGGGCAUGCUGCCAAGUGGUGGGACCAAUAUAUGAGAAUUUUGAGCUGUACAUAGAAAUGUCAAAGGUUGAUGUUGGACGGAAGAAAAGUUUUGCUCUUUGACUUUUGAUGUAGAAGCAAGCCACUAAUUUGCCCGAGCAGAAGACUAUAUAUGAAAAGCGGCUUCCUUUUGACUUUUAGUACAUUUUUUUUUUUGUCCUUUUGACUUUUAAGUACAUUUCUUCAUAGGGCUUUGUCAAAUGUUAGCAUUGAAUUCUUUCAUUAAUCUAUUAUUACUAUUGUAUCGUGGAAUAUUUUAUUCAAAAUUUUGUUAUUUAGACA
This is a messenger RNA of Medicago truncatula (barrel medic), 1687 nucleotides long. Its product is annotated as protein trichome birefringence-like 12. The transcript is spliced from 4 exons. Gene Ontology annotation, cellular component: Golgi apparatus. The record is from RefSeq and is a predicted model, not a curated record. Bases 88 to 1296 code for a protein of 402 amino acids. Gene Ontology annotation, molecular function: O-acetyltransferase activity. NCBI's taxonomy places the organism in Eukaryota, Viridiplantae, Streptophyta, Magnoliopsida, Fabales, Fabaceae.